AUGAUACCUCCGCUCCAGUUCGAGUCGUACAAAGUCCGGCCCGACCGCCGUGGCAGCGACCCAGGCCCGGUCGCGCCGGCGACGUGGCAGCUGCCCUUCUCGCGCGUCUCGCCGCAGGCCCUCGGCAUGGACUCGGUGCGGCUCUGCGCCAAGAGCGAGUGGGCGCCGAAGGGCAAGGACGUGCGCUGCGCGUGCUGCGACAAGAAGCUCAUCCUCUUUGGGAAGCACAACUGCCGUGUCUGUGGCGACCUCGUGUGCGGCCGCUGCUCGGUCAAGCGCAUCAAGACGUCGUCGCUCAAGUCGAUACGUACCUGCGACAAGUGCGUCCAACACAACCUGAUGCAGUUCAACCGCCGCCGCCAGCACCAACAACACGCCGCGACCGAGGCCGCGCCUGUCGUGAGCCGCCCGAUCGUCGCGCCGCGCCCGCGCGCCAUGACGACGCACGAAGUCAUGCGUCCAUCGCCCGUGUCGACGCUCCGCCACGCCUCGGCGCGGACCAUGUCGGUGCACGCUGCGGAUGCGCCAGCGCUGCCCCGGCUCGCGUCGGUGCGUUCGAUGCCGCGAGCCGCGUCCAGCCGCGCGAUACCGACGCGCCCGCCGUCCGAGGCCACGGGCUUGUCGUGGCAGUCCAAGGUGCUCUUCCUGUACGGCCUCGUUCUCUGUGGUGUCAUUGUCUUCGAGGCGCCGCUCGAUGUGACGCUCCUCCUCUUUGCAAUGCUUGCGCUUGCGUUUGGCUGCAUGGCACGCAUCGAGUAUGCAUCCAGCACCAAGCAAGUCGAUCGGAUAUUGGGCUAGCCUCGACAUCAUGAAAUAAUUUAUUCCGUGCACGCUAC
Saprolegnia parasitica CBS 223.65 is the source of this 836-nucleotide messenger RNA. RefSeq lists its product as hypothetical. NCBI's taxonomy places the organism in Eukaryota, Oomycota, Saprolegniomycetes, Saprolegniales, Saprolegniaceae. Bases 1 to 798 code for a protein of 265 amino acids. The transcript has a single exon. The record is from RefSeq and is a predicted model, not a curated record. Gene Ontology annotation, molecular function: metal ion binding.